Messenger RNA from Diorhabda carinulata, 573 nucleotides. RefSeq lists its product as uncharacterized. NCBI's taxonomy places the organism in Eukaryota, Metazoa, Arthropoda, Insecta, Coleoptera, Chrysomelidae. The transcript is spliced from 2 exons. The record is from RefSeq and is a predicted model, not a curated record. Bases 1 to 573 code for a protein of 190 amino acids.
AUGACCAGGCGGACAAUCGCGAAGGAUCCGCUCAGAUGUAAGCUGGUGGUGGAGGACAAUCCCAUAGAACAAGUUAUGCAAUUCAGAUAUCUGGACAUAGAUAUAUCAAAUACUCACGACCCAGUUAAAGACCUAAGAAGCCAGAUUAACAAAGCAUCCUCACUAUCAGGAUGCCUACGAGAUAUAGUCUGGUCCAACCCGUACAUGCGCAAAGAUAGCAAAAUUAGAAUCUACAAGACUUGUAUCAGACCCAUCACGACGUACGGUACGGAAGUCCGCGAGGACAACAACAAGACGAAGCAAAUGCUGAGGGUGGCCGAGAUGAAAACACUAAGAACAAUAGUGGGGAAAACAAGAAGACACAGAGUAAGAAAUACAGAUGUCAAAGAGCAAUGCGGGAUACAAGACAUUAUGAGAUGGGGAAGACAACGUAAGAGGCAGUGGUACAACCAUAUGAAGGACAAAAGUGCAAACGACCUCAAAUACUUUUAUCUCGAAGUUUCGCACCAACUUUCAGUAAAUGUGCAGAACGUCUUUUCUGCGGAAAAAAAUGGAACUUGUCAAAAGCAAUAA